Cebus imitator (Panamanian white-faced capuchin) is the source of this 1651-nucleotide messenger RNA. RefSeq names its product olfactory receptor 2M3-like. NCBI's taxonomy places the organism in Eukaryota, Metazoa, Chordata, Mammalia, Primates, Cebidae. Gene Ontology annotation, biological process: G protein-coupled receptor signaling pathway. The transcript is spliced from 3 exons. Bases 619 to 1557 code for a protein of 312 amino acids. The record is from RefSeq and is a predicted model, not a curated record. Gene Ontology annotation, cellular component: membrane. Gene Ontology annotation, molecular function: olfactory receptor activity; G protein-coupled receptor activity.
AUAGUACAAAAUACCUAAGGCAUUCUGGAGUUCAACCGUAACAAAUGAAAUUGCAUUUAAUUCAAAGGUUCUAUAUAAAAAAUUAAGCUAUUUUAAAGUCCUCAGAAUAGGGAAGUAAACGUUUCACGUUAAUCUGAAACACACCUCUUUAUAGUCUCUGCGAAAGUAAAGCAGUGUAUUUCUAUAUUUUUGAAAAAGAUUAAAUAAAACCUGUGAAUGUGCUAAGUCAGUGUAAGGUAUUAUUUACAGCAAUAGAAACUAUUAUAAGUUAAGAAUCAUUGUAAGAUUCUCCAACGGAUCUUGUCUAUUAGUUCAUGCUUUCAAUAAUUAUGGAGCAUGUAUGGACUCCUUCACUGUGUAGCUCUUACUUGUUUGAUUAAGAGCAUAUAAGAAAUAAGCAUAUAGCUUAUCAACAAUCUAGUAAGAAAAAAGUAUAUUUUCAAAAAUAUUUCCUGGUGAAUAACAGUGAAGCUUAUUGCAAGAUUACCAAAAGAAAUGCAUGAAAAGAAGUAUAUAAUGAUGAUACUUGCCACGUGUCUUCUGUGAGUUGAAUAUUUGCAGAACUUGCUAUCUACGGAAUGAUGAAACAAGCAUGGAGAAAAAUUGAACAUCUUGAUCAUGGCAUGGGAGAAUCAGACCUUCAACUCUAACUUCAUCCUUCUGGGUAUCUUCAAUCACAGCCCCACCCACACCUUCCUCUUCUUUCUGGUCCUGGGCAUCUUUUCAGUGGCCUUCAUGGGAAACUCUGCCAUGGUUCUCCUCAUCUACCUGGACACCCAGCUCCACACCCCCAUGUACUUCCUCCUCAGCCAACUGUCCCUCAUGGACCUCAUGCUCAUAUGCACCACUGUACCCAAGAUGGCCUUCAGCUACUUCUCUGGAAAAAAAUCUAUCUCUCUGGCAAGUUGUGGAACUCAGAUAUUCUUCUAUGUGUCCCUGCUUGGAGCUGAAUGUUUCCUUUUGGCUGCAAUGGCCUAUGAUCGGUACGUUGCCAUUUGCCAUCCAUUAAGAUACCCAGUCCUCAUGAGCCAAAAAAUCUGUGGUCUCCUGGCUGCUGCUUCUUGGAUUCUUGGCUCACUUGAUGGCAUAAUUGAAGAUGCAGUUGCACUGUCCUUCUCAUAUUGUGGUGCCCGGGAAAUACCCCACUUUUUCUGUGACGUACCUGCCCUUCUUACCCUCUCAUGCAAUGACACCUUGAUGUUUGAAAGGAUGAUAUUCAUCUGCUGUGUAAUUAUGCUUCUCUUCCCUGUAGCGAUUAUUAUUGCUUCCUAUGCCCGAGUUAUUCUGGCUGUCAUUCACAUGGGAUCUGGGGAGGGUCGUCGCAAAGCUUUUGCUACCUGUUCCUCCCACCUCAUGGUGGUGGGAAUGUACUACGGAGCAGCCAUGUUUAUAUACAUGCGACCCACAUCUGAACGUUCACCCACCCAGGACAAGAUGGUGUCUGUAUUCUACACCAUUCUCACUCCCAUGCUGAAUCCCCUUAUCUACAGCCUCCGCAACAAAGAAGUGGCCAGAGGAUUCAUGAAGGUAUUUGGGAAGGGCAAGUCUGAAGAGUAAAUUGCCGCCUAUUAUAUUUUGCUUUUUUCUCAAGUGCUUGGCUUUAUGCUUAAAUUUAUGUAUUGAAUGAAAGUAACUCAGAACCUAAUAUGUA